GAAAAAACGCGUGUAAAAACGCCAGAGAACUUGCCAUAGAAUGCUAACAAUGUCAGCCAACAUACUACAAAGAUGAAAUUGCAUUAUACACACAUCUUCCGUCGGCGUCAAACAAGGGCUAGAAAAGACGAGAUGGUGACCGGUGUUAUUUCCUUCUCUACCGACGGCACAUCUUUUCUCAUAUUGUUGCUAUUAAUAACACCAGCGGCUUCAAUCACAUGCUACGAUUGCACAUCCCAGACUUCGGAAAUGACAUCCUGCCACGCUCGCGCUGUUAACUGUUCUAGGUAUCACAACGCUUGUCACGUAAUAUACAUGGUCCUGUCAUACCCAGGUUUCUCGGCCAAGUUCUAUAUGAAGAAGUGUAGUUAUGCCGAGACCUGUGUAGACGAAUGUAGACUGCAGAACGCUACGCAAAAUGGCGCUGUUAACAAGUGUCACGUAGCAUGUUGCGUGACAGACUUGUGUAACGCAAGUUUCGAUUUCGAGCAAAAAGCUGCCGCCAGGAGCCUUUGGCCUUCUAUCAUGUUAAUUGGCUUGACUCUACUAGUUGUGAUUUUACAGUGAAAUCGCUAUCAAAUGUAACUCGAA
Messenger RNA from Nematostella vectensis (starlet sea anemone), 591 nucleotides. RefSeq lists its product as uncharacterized. The record is from RefSeq and is a predicted model, not a curated record. The coding region runs from base 73 to 567 and encodes 164 amino acids. Lineage: Eukaryota; Metazoa; Cnidaria; Anthozoa; Actiniaria; Edwardsiidae. The transcript is spliced from 3 exons.